Closterium sp. Naga37s-1 is the source of this 2511-nucleotide messenger RNA. Lineage: Eukaryota; Viridiplantae; Streptophyta; Zygnematophyceae; Desmidiales; Closteriaceae. The record is from the annotation of a GenBank genome assembly.
AUGGCUCCUGCAGAAGGCGAGGGGAACUGCGUUGGGUACGCCGCGCGCGACGCGAGCGGGGUGCUGUCACCGUGGAGGUUCCAUCGGCGGGAGGUGGGGCCCGGCGACGUGAAGAUCCGCAUCACUCACUGCGGCGUGUGCCACAGCGACGUGCACCUGGCGAGGAACGAGUGGGGCAACUCCAUGUACCCCAUCGUUCCCGGGCACGAAAUCAUAGGAGUGGUGGAGGAGGUCGGAGCGGAGGCAGCAGCGGGCUCACUGGAUGUGGUCAUAGACACGGUCUCAGCGCAGCAUGAGCUGGGGCCCUACCUCGACCUCCUCACAUUCAAUGGAAAGCUCCUCCUUCUCGGCAUCCCCCCAGCACCCUUCACUCUCCAUGCCAGUCAGCUUGUGUUCGGGCGUAAGAUGGUAGCAGGAAGUUUGAUUGGAGGAAUCAAGGAGACUCAAGAAAUGCUGGAGUUCUGUGCAAAGAAUGGUGUGGCUCCCCAGGUGGAGAAAAUUGCCAUCGGAGAUAUCAACAGGGCAUAUGACCGUUUACUUAAGGUCAGCGCGAUUCGGCAUUCGGCGAGUACCUCGGCGCUCGAACCGCCGUCGAGUGUCCGCCUGAACAGCAGCAGCAUCGCGGCGAGGCGCACGGCGGAGGCAACCCGUGAGAAUAACCCUCGGGGACCCGUCGCGGCUAGUGCUCGUAAAACGGAUGCUUCUUCAUCCUCCGACGCGCGAGUAACGCCGCGCUCGCGGCGCGGCCUGAGAUUCAGCUCCGAGAUGGGCGGCGCCGCGGCGACGAGACUUGAAGUCCCCCAAUCCCGUCAACUGCGCCACAACGACACUUGGCAUGGCGAGUCGCUCGAUCGCCUGGCGAUCCCGAGGGCGCGGACCGACGUCGCUCGCUCGUCGCAUCAUCUGUCGCCGCGAGAAGCGCCGCGACUGCUGCUUCCCCGCGCAGCGGCAGGCCCUGGCGGACAGCGCACCGACCCCGCCUCUUGCGCUCCCCAUCACCCAUCGCCGCGCUCGUCCGGCAGAGGCGCCGCGACUCGCGGCAUACUGAAGAGCGGUUCGGACCCAGAUCUGGCGGCUAGAGAAUCCAACUUUGCAAAAUCGACGACGCUGACACGUGUCAUGCCCUCCGCAAUCGCCGCUGCUGUCGACACGCGGCCCUUGCUCCAAGCGCAGCCGCAGCGUCCAAGCAACAGGGCGAGAGGGCCGACGACGACGCUGAGCCGUCAGAUUCCGCGGCCAGCAGCCCUGGUGAUCGAUUGCGAUGCAGGCGAUGAUGACGACGUGGCCGAGCCGCCUCUAUCAGCGAAGAACCACCACACGUCGCCUGCUAGUCACACCCGCCAACGUCGCGAUAGGCGCAGCCCCGCUGCGCCCGGCGCCAGCCACCAGGAUCAGUUCCCCGUUGGCGGGACGACCGUUGGAAGGGCGCAACGGGGACAAUGCUCCGCCGUGGCGCAAGCUCCUUCCGCCUCCUCCGCCUCGCCCCUGGACCCCGCAUCCCCUUCCGCCACCUCCCCCCGCUUCCCCUGCGCCAUCCCGUCGCCUCGUCUCAUCCCCAUGGCAGCUCCCACAGCCUAUCUGCAAUCGCCACGUCAGCAGGUGCUACCAUCAGCCUCUCUGGGCGGCAGCUCCCCUGCAAUUCACCGUCAAUCAACCAUCGCCACGGGCAGUCCGGCUGGGCAUAUGGAACGGCGGAGGCAGGAGCCUGGUACUGAAAGAAGGGGGCAGAGGAGGGGCAGCAACGGCGGAGGCAGCAACAGCCGGCAGCUGAGUCGCUUCCACACGUGGGACAGUGCGCUGCUCGACGACGAGCCCGCCCCGCAGAUAACACCUCCCCCGGGUCCCCCCUCCUGCCGUGAGCACCGGCCCUGGAGGGGAUUCUCUGGCCGGCACCACGCGGCGGAGCAGUCGGAGCAGCCGUGGGCUGAAGGGGCUGACUGGGAGGAGAGGGACUGGCGUGGCGGUGUUGCUGGUGGCGCUGGUGGUGGCGUGGCACAGGCGGCAGCAGCUGCGCAUGCUGCAUCGCCCUGCACGGGGCCCGUGACUCGGUGCCGCUCGCACUCACUCCACCUCAUGCAGCCGUCUCUAGUGGAGCAUCCCUUGGCACGGCAUGCCAUAGAGGAGCACCUUGUUGCGCAGCAUCCUAUACCGCAGCAUCUCGUGGCGGGGCAUACCAUGGCAGAGGAUCCCACUGCGCGCCAAUGCCACGCUCACUCCGUUGGUCGCCGCCCUGUGCCCUCCACGCUGCUCCCGGACUGCCGCCUCCCCCGGCGCGCGGCAUGUGACGAGCGGACCGUGCGACACGCACGUGCGGUUUCGCAUGGCGGUGGGGGUUUGGGUGUGCAGAGAGAGGGGGAGAUGGCUGGGGCGGGAGAGAAUAUGCGGUGGGUGGAGGGGAAGGGUGGGGGGGAAGUGCAGGCGACAUCAUGGAAAGAGGAGGGUGAAUUGGGGGGCAUGGAGGCAAUGGGAGGGUGGCAGAGGGGUGUGGAGGCUGCUGAUAUGGAGUGUUAA